CCUAGAACCGAGUACCUAAGCUCCUUGGAAGAAACCAUCGAAUAGACGUUUGGCUCGUGAGACAAGUCACAUGUAGGACUAUUUAUAUGUCCUGCUUGGAGCUUUUGAUAAGAAAUACCUUCUUUUUAAUUCUUGACUAAUUGAACUACUGGGUAUCAUCCUUUCUCCUUCCGCUGUAAUCCACGAUUCUACGAUAAAUUAGGUACAUAGCACUUAUAUCCAUUCCCAUCAUGGCCAAAGCCGCAACACUUCCCGUCAUCGACAUCUCAGCCCAAGGCGCGGACCAAGCCCAAGUUGCCAAGGAGCUGGUGGAUGCCGCAAUUGACUAUGGCUUCGUCUAUAUUAAGUGUCAAGAUAUCUCAGCUGAGCAAAUAGAUAAUGCUUUCAACGUGUCGCGCAUCUUAUUCGAUUCGCCUCUUGAGGACAAGCAGAGAUGCAAGAUCGAGAAAAAUAACCAGGGGUGGUCCGGCAUGCAUACCGAGACCUUGGACCCCAAAACUCAAAGAGUAGGAGACUUUAAAGAGGGCUUCAACUUCGGCCCCUUUGCAAACAGCAAGGCCACACAACCCAUCCCGCGGAGCAUCGAGCCGCACCAAGCAGAGCUCGCCGCUUUCCGGGCUGCGUGUCACGAGCUGUGCCGGAAGCUGCUCCUACUCUUCGGCAUCGGACUAGGAGUUAAUCCCCCGGAGUUCUUCUCCGCCGCGCACAAUCCCGUCCUGUCGUCGGGCUCUAUCCUGCGGUUCUUAUACUACCCACCGCCCAGCAGAACACCCGAGGCUCACCCCGACGACGUGCGCGCCGGUGCGCACUCGGACUACGGGUCUAUCACCCUUCUGUUCAGACUGCGCGGCCAAGCCGGUCUCGAGAUCCUCGAGCCUCGCACCGGUCGCUGGGCCCCUGUCCCCGUCGAUCCGCCUAGUAGUAGCGAGGACGAGGGCGCCGCCGCGCCACCGCCUAUUCUCGUCAAUAUCGGCGAUCUGCUCUCGUAUUGGACUAACGGGCUGCUUCGGAGUACUGUCCACCGCGUCGCCUUCCCUUCAGCACCCGAGGCCCUAGCGGCCGGCGAGUCUACCGCCGACCCGCGGUACUCAGUUGUCUACUUCUGCCACCCGGCCAAUGACACGCUGCUGACGCCCGUUCCGAGCGAGCGCGUCAAGGCAGCCAGCGAAAACGAGAAUGAUACUGCCCGGAACCAGGGCUUAAACAGUGCUAGUAAGAAAGUUCUAACGGCGAACGAACACUUACAGAUGCGACUACAGGCAACGUAUUUGCAGAUGUACGGCAAGGAUGGAGGGAAAAAGUGACGAGGAAAGUAAGUGAAUAGUGCCGGAGGAGAGCCUAGGCGAGUUACUAUCUACGUAAAGAGCAUCUAUGCAUGGGGCAAGGUUUUAAAGACCUAGUUUCCGUCUCUCCCGGUUCGGAGUCGCGUUUCCCCGUAGCCUUAGAGAUCAAGAGUGGUCAGAAGGCUAUCAUCAGCGUCUCGAUCUGGCAGCAAGACAUUGCUUGGGUACUAUACGACUUAUAUUUUGAGCUACUCCCGAGAUAGCAGGGUGGUUUAUGAAUAAGUUAGCUACCUAGCUACCCAGUCUUCUACGCGAAUAUCAUGCCUCCGCUACCUACAUAUAUCUACGACUUAUUUUCUCUCCUGCCGAGUAAUCAUUUCUGUCCGUAGACAACCUAAUAUGUACCUACCCAAAGUAAUCCAUACAUGCUACGCCCAAGAACAAACCCCUUCCAAGCACGUACGCCCCUUCUUCCCAAUUAUACGGCAAUCGGAUAAUAUACUCGCAUUCGACGUACCCUCCUAGCCCCUCCUAUCCAGGCCUACAGGGCCCUACUCAUCCGUCCAUCCAUCCAUAAUACCU
Molecule: messenger RNA, 1865 nt
Organism: Daldinia vernicosa
Lineage: Eukaryota; Fungi; Ascomycota; Sordariomycetes; Xylariales; Hypoxylaceae
Product: Clavaminate synthase-like protein
Exons: 6
Coding region: 231-1304 (357 amino acids)
Molecular function (GO): dioxygenase activity
Source: RefSeq, a predicted model, not a curated record